Molecule: messenger RNA, 2690 nt
Organism: Caretta caretta (loggerhead turtle)
Lineage: Eukaryota; Metazoa; Chordata; Testudines; Cheloniidae
Product: aquaporin-7-like
Biological process (GO): glycerol transmembrane transport; water transport
Cellular component (GO): plasma membrane; basolateral plasma membrane
Molecular function (GO): urea transmembrane transporter activity; glycerol channel activity; water channel activity
Source: RefSeq, a predicted model, not a curated record
CGCCCUUUGCUGAGAGAGAAGAAGAAGGAGCAGAGAGAGGAGAAGUUAUUUCCUUAGUGUUGUCCUGUGUGGUGAGGAUCCUGUGUGGUGAGCAGGUCUCUGGUCUGCAAAAUGUGCAGAACAUGUGUGCCAUGCCAAAGUGAGCUGAUCACUGGGCGGGCUGGUUUCACACCUUCGGGGCUAACAAACCAGAGGGGAACAGUCUGAGUGUCUGGACUCCAUCUGCUGCAAGCCGAAGUCAGAGAGCAAAAUGCUGGAGAAAAUUAAGAAAGGGCUCACAAUCAAAAACAGAACAGUUAGGGAGGCGCUGGCUGAGGCCUUGGGGACAUUCCUCCUGAUGUUCUUUGGUUUAGGUGGGGUUGCUCAGGUGACAUUAGGAAAAGGAGAAUUUGGGAAGUAUCUGAGCAUCAACUUGGCAUUCGGAAUUGGCGUCACUAUGGGGAUUCAUGCAGCCGGCGGCAUCUCUGGAGCCCAUAUGAACGCCUCAAUAAGUGUCACACACUGCGUCUUAGGAAAUCUUCCCUGGAGAAAGCUGCCAGCUUACAUAAUCGGCCAGUUCCUGGGGUCCUUCUUGGCAGCAUCCCUAGUGUUCUGCAUGUACUAUGAUGCGCUGUGUGAAUACUCCGACGGACACUACAUUGUGACGGGACCUAAUGGCACAGCUGGGAUCUUUGCCACCUACCCUGCUCCGUAUAUGACUCUGCUGGGGGGAUUUGUAAAUGAGUUCCUUGCCACAGUGGUGCUCAUGUUGUGCAUUCUUGCCAUCUAUGACAAGAAGAAUAAUGGAGCCCUACAGGGCACUCAGCCUGUGAUCACUGGGCUCCUGGUGUUAGUGAUCGGCAUGACAAUGGGAAUAAACACUGGAUAUGCAAUAAACCCCUCCAGGGACCUGCCUCCAAGGAUCUUUACUGCAAUAGCAGGCUGGGGAAUUGAAGUCUUUAGGGCUGGAGAUUACUGGUGGUGGGUCCCACUUGUAGCCCCAACACUGGGAAGUCUUACUGGUGCCUUAGCCUACAAGCUCCUAAUUGACUUUCACAAUCAGACUCCACUGGAAGGCGGAGAUGGGAAAGGAAAGGAGGAUUUGCAGACUAACCAGGUGUGAUGUCCAAGUGUUGCUAGGACAAAGCUGGAAAGGAAAGUUCAAUCAGCCACACACGACUUCAUCACUGGAUUAAGUGUUCAACCCUGCCUUCAGUGAACUUCUGUUUUCAUACCACUAAUUAAAUAACACUCAGUAACUCAGUGGAUAAUGUCCAAGGGACAUCAGUUGUACCUGUAGUUAUUUACUCACACAAUCUGUAGGUCUUAAAAUGGAGGAAAGGAGGACUUGUGGCACCUUAGAGACUAACCAAUUUAUUUGAGCAUGAGCUGUAGCUCACGAAAGCUCAUGCUCAAAUAAAUUGGUUAGUCUCUAAGGUGCCACAAGUCCUCCUUUUCUUUUUGCGAAUACAGACUAACACGGCUGUUACUCAGAGACUUAAAUGGAGGGUGGCUUUUAAAAGUCUGUGCAACUCAAUCAGACUAGUUGAGAUUUCUGGUGGACAGAACAGUAUUGAGUGGGGCUGAAAGUGGCUCUGUUCUAAACUUCAAUGGAAGUUUAAGUGUCUUAACUUUUUUUCUUUAUGGAAAUAAUACAACAAACCCAUCACUCAGGUGGAAAAAACAAAGCCGAGUGAUUCCACACAUGUAAUUCUGCAGCAUUCUAAAUGCAAAAUUCACUAGCUCGGAGUGGAAUGCAUCCGAUGAGGUGAGCUGUAGCUCACGAAAGCUUAUACUCAAAUAAAUUUGUUAGUCUCUAAGGUGCCACAAGUACCCCUUUUCUUUUUGUGAAUACAGACUAACAUGGCUGCUACUCUGAAACCUGUAGGUAUGAGUGUGCAGAUCACGGAGUGUCCUGUUGUGUAUCUCUGUUAAUGCUACUACACUGAACUAAUAGCUGCUCAUGAAAGGUUGUCACCCACCCUCAAAGCCAAGACAUUUGGGGCAAACAAGGGCUGGAGUGAGGACAAAGGGCUCUUGAAGUCCCUGGUACAGCUGGGGGAGGAUUCCCUCAGCACAGUAACCACAGUAAACAGCCUUGCAAGGACCCCCUUAACUCCUGGUGUAAGGGGCCUGCCAGGGACAGGGAUAAGGCUGACAGGAACCUGUUAGGAGUUGGGCAGUAGCCCUGCAGAGAUUCUGAGCUGUGUUGCCACACACAGGGCUGUCUCAGUUACAGUGGGGGCCAGGGAACAACCUAAAACUGGGAUCAGGAUUAGCUUAAAGCCAUCUUAGGCCACUCCCUCACGGCUACCUAUUCUGUGCUGCACCUCUUAGAAGCACAGCAAAGACUCUUGUCCUCGGUCGUGUGUGCAUGCUCUUUAGAGGAUCUGCUAUUCUUCAAAAACCACUCAUUUUGGAGGAAAAUAUUAAAAUACAUCACCCUUCACUUAUACAGUGCUUAAUACGUACAAGGGCUGUACAAACACCGAGUAAAUAACCCCCACAACACCUUGUCAUGUAGUUUGAUAUUAUACAGUUAUGCAAGCAUGUUAGCAGUUAGACACACCCCAAUGUAAAGAAUCAUUGCUUGUUUUGAGAUGGUGCCCUGGAUUUCUCUCUUAGACACCCAGAUUGACACUCACAUCCGAUGAAGUGAGCUGUAGCUCACGAAAGCUUAUGCUCAAAUAAAUUGGUUAGUCUCUAAGGUG